Molecule: messenger RNA, 327 nt
Organism: Phytophthora nicotianae INRA-310
Lineage: Eukaryota; Oomycota; Peronosporomycetes; Peronosporales; Peronosporaceae
Exons: 3
Coding region: 1-327 (108 amino acids)
Source: RefSeq, a predicted model, not a curated record
AUGAGCAGAGUGCGCGUCUCUGUUGAGUGGCGCUACGGGCAGGUUGUGAUGUAUUGGACGGCUCUCGACUUCAAACGACAGGCUCGGUCCGGCACUCAGCCAGUCGGCACGAUGUAUCGCUUCACGUGUACCUGGUCUGAGGGGACGAAGUACUCAGUUAAGAAGCAAGAUUUAUCUCCACUCUCCAUCCGCACUAGUACGGAGAACGACGGCCCUAGAGCGAAGAAGAAGAUGAAACAGGAACACGAGAUUGGAGAAAGGCAGCGGCGUGCUACUGAUGAGAAAGCCAAGACUGCGCAGGAAAACAAGACUCCCGCUGUAAACUAA